AUGAGAAGAAGCUUGCUUACAGUAGCUCUCUUUGCAGUCUGUUUGCUUUCCUUCGCUAUGGCUGUCCAUAUUCGCAAGGAUAAGCAACAAACCUUAGAAUCAAAGGCUAAGUUAUACUCUGCUGAGGGAGAUGAAUUACAUACAAUCUCACUUAAAAAGAUUCCAUAAAGUCCUGGAGAAAGAAGAAAGGCCAUCGAGCUUCUCUCUACUGCCUAAUACUAUAGCUAUAAUAAGGAUGACUACUCAGCUGAAAAAGAUUUCAUCUAUACCCAAUAGAAGGAAACAUCUUUUACUAGCACUAGCAGCAAUUCUAAAACCUCUACUCAUACAGUAAAGCUUUAUAAUUUCAAGAAUGUUUAAUACACUGGUGAUUUAGCUAUUGGCUCAUCAGAUAACGUUUUCUCUGUCAUCUAUGACACAGGUUCAGCUAAUAUUUGGAUGAAUUCCAUUCACUGCAAUGACCCAGGUUGUGUAAGUCACAAGUAAUACGAUUUCCAUCAAUCAAAGAACUAUAAAAGUGUUGGACUUUCCCUUGAUGUUCAAUUUGGUACAGGUGAAUUAAUUGGUGAAAUGGCUUAAGACACUGUUUAUUUUGGUGAUAUCGAAAUUAAAGAUUAGACUUUUGUCGAAAUUCACGAGCAAAGAGGUGAUGUUUUCGCUCAGUCCAAGUUUGACGGUAUUGUCGGUUUGGCUUUCCCUUCUAUGGCUGCCUAUAACAAGAAUCCCUUAUUUGAUAGCUUAAUUGAACAAAAGAAAAUUUAAAAAAAUAUCUUCUCCUUCUAUAUGAGUCCACAUGACGGUAGAACUGAUUCUGAAAUUUCUAUUGGUGGUGCCAAUCCUUUAAGAUAUAGUGGUGAAAUUAAAUAUCAUAAAGUUAAGAAAGAUUACUACUGGCUUAUUGAAGCUUAAAGCAUCUUAGUUGGUGGAAAAGAUGUUGGUCUUUGCAAAGGUGGUUGUUACGUUAUUGCAGACACUGGUACUUCUCUUAUUACUGGUCCUUCUGAAGACAUCUUUACUUUAUUAGAUCACUCAAGUGUCAACACUAAUUGCAGUAACGUUUCAGAAUUACCUGAAUUAACUUUCGUCAUCGAUGGUGCCCACUAUACAUUAACAGGAGAAGAAUAUGUUUUAUAAGAAAACUCUGAUGGUUCUCAAUAGACUGUUGAAACUGCUUAAUCUAAUGUUGAAAUGAGCAGCUCCACUGCAUAAUGUAUUGUUGCUUUCAUGCCUCUUGAUAUUCCCAAUGAUGAAGAAAAUUUCCCUUAUGAAAAAGCUUGGAUUUUGGGAGAUACUUUCUUACAAAAGUUUUAUUCAAUUUAUGAUAGAGACAAUGACAGAGUUGGUUUUGCUUUGGCAAGACAUUGA
Molecule: messenger RNA, 1365 nt
Organism: Tetrahymena thermophila SB210
Lineage: Eukaryota; Ciliophora; Oligohymenophorea; Hymenostomatida; Tetrahymenidae
Product: eukaryotic aspartyl protease
Exons: 4
Biological process (GO): proteolysis
Molecular function (GO): aspartic-type endopeptidase activity
Source: RefSeq, a predicted model, not a curated record